AUGUGGCUCAUCAACACCAAAACCCUCCAACUGGAGCAGUUUGACGAUCCAAAUACAGUCCCCAGGUAUGCCAUCCUCUCACAUACCUGGGAAAAUGACGAGGUCUCAUUUCAGGAUAUACAAAAUAUCCACCGUGCCAAGCAAAAAAAGGGAUUCUCAAAAAUAAGGGGGAUCUGCGCCUUGGCCAAGGAGGCUCAUAUCGACUUUGCUUGGGUCGAUACCUGUUGCAUCGACAAGACCGACAGCGUCGAGCUGGGAGAGGCCAUCAACUCCAUGUAUCGCUGGUAUGCACAAGCUGCUGCCUGCCUAGUUUACCUCAGUGAUUUACCAGCUACUACGACAGACUCUGCUUUGGCCGCUGAGCAGUUGCAUGCCUGCAAAUGGUUUACCCGAGGUUGGACCCUUCAAGAACUGAUCGCUCCAAAAAUUGUCAUCUUUUACAACAGAGACUGGCGGCUUGUCGGAACGAAAAACCAGGAUUUUGCUUCUGCAAUCGCAGGCUUCACAAACAUCGCCAAAGAUGUCUUGCUGCACAAAAAAGACCCUUCAGAAUAUACCGUUGCCCAACGUAUGUCUUGGGCAUCCGGCAGAAAGACGAAGCGCCCCGAGGACAGGGCAUAUUCUUUGAUGGGGCUCUUCGACAUUAGCAUGCCUCCGGUUUACGGUGAACAGGACAAGGCUUUCCAGCGCCUCCAGGAGGAGGUCAUCAGAACAAACCCCGACAUGUCAAUCCUGGCCUGGCAUCCUGUAUCGCCUUGCUCUCCACGUCUCCGAUUGUUUGCUUCAUCUCCAGACGAGUUUCAACCUCAAAACUGUCCAACGCGUCUUCGAUGGGGACACACCACCGUCACAAACAUGGGCUUGAAAGUUCACAAGGCAUCACUCCUCUGUGUGCAAGUUCCUACCGACCCUAGAUUGGUGAAAGCUUUAAAGGCCGAACAAUCUCGGGACCGUUCAAGCCAAGCACCUGACGCCAUAAUGCCCUUGCCAUUCCGACAGGAUGUGCCGGAGAGCGAUCAUACUGUUCUGUAUGCACUGGUUGUCGGAAAUUUCCCCGACGGAAAUACGUGUGCAAUCUUUUUGCGCAAGACGGGGCCUGGAUUCUUUCAGCGCGAAACAGCCCUGCCCUUGGCAACCAUCCCCAAGAAUUUCAGACAUCCCACGUCUAAUCUACGAUUUCCUUGGGAUGCCCCAGACAAGGUAGUCAUUUACACGACUCCCCAACAUCACAGCAUCCAGCAUGUCCGUCGUGCCAUACACUUUCCUCUCUCUGUCGACUUUCGUUGCAAGUUUUCCCUCAAGGGAGAACAAGCCGAGAUACAGCCCAAUAGAACCGACUGGGACCCCAACACUCGCGUCUUGUUUCGUCCAGAAGAUGCCGACAGUCUGCAUGUGGUCCCAUUCGAGGUUUACAUAGGCGGUGAGACGGUGAAGAUUGUAGGGCUAGUCAACUGGUACGUUCCGCCGCGCAUUGAUCUUGUAUCUAGGGAUAAGCACCCGGACAUAUUCAACUACCUGCUUAGCAUCCCGGGAGACCAGCGAAGGAGGUGGAUUGACCUAUCAACGUUUAUUGGAUCAUCACGACUGCGCCCGAUGGCGGCAGAUAUUGUCGUCAUGGUACGUGGGACACGGCACCGCAUCCAUGUGUCUUUGAAGCUCGGGAGCUCAGAGCCCAAGAUGUAUACCGCUGGCUUUGUGGUCACGAACCUUCCUGACUGGGAUCAGGGGGAUGAUCCUGCCGUAGAAACAGGGGAUGAGAGUCUUGACGAAAUGGAGGACGAUCGGAACCAAGAAGCGCUAGAUGAUUGGGAUGCGGGCAGCGAUUCAGAUGAACAAGCUCCGAUCAUAAGACCAAGGCGACCCUUUGUCCAACCAAAACGCAAAUCCCACCCAGCAGCAACAGAGCUCUGGGAUGCAGACAGACGAGAUGCGCCACGUCUUGACGCUCCCAGUACGCCGUAUCUGUACGAUGGCCACCCUCUAAGCUCCCAACCUAGCUUCCCACCCAGACACUCAACAACUGCGACGCCAUUCGUAAUCGAAAGAAGCCAAAGCGUGACGCUUCCAGCUGUUCCUGAGUCCCCGCCUAGACAUAUGGCAGCGGUGCCUUCUAGGAUCGAGAUGAGCGAAGAUGCACCGCCUCCGAGUGAUCCGAGAAGGCGAUCGUUGUGUGUCGCAAGUCGAUCAAUGCUACGGACAAAUAUUCAAGAGACGCGAGAAUCCAGAAAGAAAUCCUUGCGCGAAAAGUCCAGCUAUCUCCGUGGACUGGAGAAGAAGCGCUAUCUGAAGCAAGUUCGGGCUCGACAGGAAGCGGGAUCUGCGCGGGUGUCACCUCAAGUUAUUGCUGCGCCGCCCAGGGCGGUUAACCUGGACAGGCCUUCUUCGUCCGGCAGAUACAGCCUCGAGCCCUCAGCAGAUGGACAUUGA
Messenger RNA from Pyricularia pennisetigena, 2427 nucleotides. RefSeq lists its product as uncharacterized. NCBI's taxonomy places the organism in Eukaryota, Fungi, Ascomycota, Sordariomycetes, Magnaporthales, Pyriculariaceae. The record is from RefSeq and is a predicted model, not a curated record. The transcript has a single exon. The coding region runs from base 1 to 2427 and encodes 808 amino acids.